CAAGCGACAUUUGGCACAGGAGUCCAAGGGCAACAGCGAAAAGUCCGAGGACGAGUUGAAGAAGACAAAGUCAUAUGCGUCGCUCAAGAAUUGGGGCCAUGACAUCCUCAAGGCAACUGGAGGAAAAUCUUCUGCAAAUGGCAGCUCAGAUUCAAACCACAAGAACAAGGACGCUAGCGACGAGGCAAAGAAGGAUUCUACCAGCAACGGCAAGUCUAAAUCGAAUUCACCCUCUCAGGCUUCAAAACGCCAGACUCGAUCCGCUGCAAAGGAUGACAAGGCAGACGAAGACGAGGAGAGCAACGAGGAAGAGGAUGAGGAUGAGCCUGAAGAGGAGGGCGAAACCGGUGACGACGAUGGAAGCACGGCCAAAUCUGGCCAGAAGCGCAAGGCGGCCAACGGCAAACAGAACGGAGGGCACAAGAAGCAGCAGACGAGCAAGGGUGCUGGUGGGAAAAAGCAAUCGACUGAAGAUGAAGCAGAGGAUGUCGACAAAGAUGAUGAAGACGGUGAUGAGGAACAGGACGAAGAGAUGGCUGAAGCCGACGAGGAAGAGCAGGCUGAAGAGGGGCAGGCCAAUGGGAAGCAGGCGAGCGACAAGGAUGACGAGACGGAAGCGGGUGAGCAAGAAGACAAAGAAGAAGAAGACGAGUCUAGCGGCAAGGGAGACGCCAAAAACGGCCCCAGCAAGGGAGACACGGUAAGUUGGAAGUGGGGCAACAAUCAUCCGGAAGGAAAAGUUUUGGAUGUCAAAGAAGAAGAUACGUCCAUAACAACCAAAAACGGUAAUCAAGUCAGCCGAAAGGGCACCAAGGAUGACCCAGCAGUGGUGCUGGAUGCAGGAAAAUCCAAGGCCAUCAAAAAGGCACACGAGCUAGACUA
Pyricularia grisea is the source of this 882-nucleotide messenger RNA. RefSeq lists its product as uncharacterized. The record is from RefSeq and is a predicted model, not a curated record. The transcript is spliced from 2 exons. The coding region runs from base 75 to 704 and encodes 209 amino acids. Lineage: Eukaryota; Fungi; Ascomycota; Sordariomycetes; Magnaporthales; Pyriculariaceae.